Molecule: messenger RNA, 1923 nt
Organism: Elephantulus edwardii (Cape elephant shrew)
Lineage: Eukaryota; Metazoa; Chordata; Mammalia; Macroscelidea; Macroscelididae
Gene: EDEM1
Product: ER degradation enhancer, mannosidase alpha-like 1
Exons: 12
Coding region: 19-1923 (634 amino acids)
Biological process (GO): endoplasmic reticulum mannose trimming; carbohydrate metabolic process; mannose trimming involved in glycoprotein ERAD pathway
Cellular component (GO): endoplasmic reticulum; membrane
Molecular function (GO): mannosyl-oligosaccharide 1,2-alpha-mannosidase activity; calcium ion binding
Source: RefSeq, a predicted model, not a curated record
CGCGGCGCCCGCGCGACCAUGCAAUGGCGAGCGCUGGUCCUGGGGCUGCUGCUGCUCCGCCUGGGGCUGCACGCGGUGCUGUGGCUGGUGUGCGGACUGGGGCCCAGUGCGGGCCUGUACCAGCGCUUCCCGCUCGGCCUCGGCAUCCCGCGCCUGAGUCCAGCCGGCCGGCCCGGGGACCCCGCGCAGCCCGCUCGGCCGUCCUGGCUCUCCGGGACAGCGGAUCCCGCGCAGGGCGCGUGCGGCUCGGCGGCCUGGGGCGCGGUGCUGGGCUGCGGGCCCGACGAGUACGAGCGGCGCUACCGGGGCGCCUUCCCGCCGCAGCUCCGCGCGCAGAUGCGGGACCUGGCGCGCAGCAUGUUCGCCUUCGCCUACGAUAACUACAUGGCGCACGCCUUCCCCCAGGACGAGCUCAACCCCAUCGACUGCCGCGGCCGGGGCCCGGACCGCGCGGACCCUUCCAAUCUGAAUAUCAAUGAUGUGCUUGGAAACUACUCACUGACUCUCAUCGACGCCCUGGACACACUGGCAAUAAUGGGGAAUUCCUCUGAGUUCCGGAAAGCGGUCAAGUUAGUCAUCAACACGGUUUCAUUUGACAAAGAUUCCACCGUCCAAGUCUUUGAGGCUACAAUAAGGGUCCUGGGAAGCCUCCUCUCUGCCCACAGGAUAAUAACCGAUUCGAGUCAGCCCUUCGGGGACAUGACCAUCGAGGACUACGAUGACGAGCUGCUGCACAUGGCCCACGACCUGGCCGUGCGCCUCCUCCCGGCCUUUGAGAACACCAAGACGGGCAUUCCCUACCCGCGGGUGAACUUGAAGACAGGCGUUCCUCCAGACAGCAACAACGAGACGUGCACAGCGGGCGCGGGGUCCCUGCUGUUGGAGUUUGGCAUUCUGAGCCGGCUGCUGGGGGAUUCCACGUUUGAGUGGGUGGCCCGACGGGCAGUCAAGGCCCUAUGGAACCUGAGGAGCAACGAUACGGGACUGCUAGGCAAUGUUGUCAACAUUCAGACGGGCCAGUGGGUUGGCACGCAGAGUGGCUUGGGUGCCGGCCUGGACUCCUUCUAUGAAUACCUCUUGAAAUCUUACAUUCUCUUUGGAGAGAAAGAAGACCUAGAAAUGUUUAAUGCUGCGUACAAGAGCAUCCAAAACCAUUUAAGAAGAGGUCGGGAGGCCUGUAACGAAGGAGAGGGCGACCCCCCGCUGUACGUCAAUGUGAACAUGUUUAGUGGGCAGCUCAUCAACACCUGGAUUGACUCUCUGCAGGCCUUCUUCCCCGGACUGCAGGUCCUCAGUGGGGAUGUGGAGGACGCCAUCUGCCUGCAUGCCUUCUACUACGCCAUAUGGAAGCGCUAUGGAGCCCUCCCCGAGCGGUACAACUGGCAGCUCCAGGCCCCCGAUGUGCUCUUCUACCCCCUGAGACCAGAGCUGGUGGAGUCCACGUAUCUGCUGUAUCAGGCCACCAAGAACCCCUUCUACCUCCACGUCGGCAUGGACAUCCUGCAGAGUCUGGAAAAGCACACCAAAGUCAAGUGUGGGUACGCCACGCUGCACCACGUCAUUGACAAGUCCAAAGAGGACCGGAUGGAGAGCUUCUUCCUCAGCGAGACCUGCAAGUACCUGUACCUGCUGUUUGAUGAGGAGAAUCCCGUGCACAAGUCAGGGACCAGAUACAUGUUCACCACAGAGGGCCACGUCUUCUCCGUGGAUGCACGCCUCCGGGAGUCACCCUGGAAGGAGUUCCUUUCCCAGGAGGACACACAGGACCAGGACGGGAGAGCCCUGCAUGGGCCCAGGUCUCCUGAGUUAAAGACCAUCAACUCCAGUUCCAAUUGCAACCGUGUUCCUGAGGAGAGGCGCUACGCCUUGCCCUUAAAGAGCGUCUACAUGCGGCAGAUUGACCAGAUGGUUGGCCUGAUUUGA